ACCCCCCGGGGACCACCUUGGUUACGCAGAACGCAAACGAACGAGGUCACCUCAGAGUAAAAAUCGAUCGCCAUCUUGUUUUCAUUAUCGCCAUCGUCAUUAAGCAGCAGCUAUGGUGUACCGUCCCAGUGGCCUUCGAUCUCUUGGCCUGAUACAGAUUUUUAUAGGGGUACUGAUGGUGGUGUUCGGAAUUUGUGCUAUGGCCGCGGUACAUCACUGGAGUUCUUUUAGUGCUUGUGGGCUGUGGAUCGGAACUUGGGUCAUCUUGACUGGUGUGUUUGGUUAUCUUGGAUCAAAGUCUGAUGACAGGCCUAACACUUGUUUGAUUGGAUUAAUGAUUGGUUUCAGUGCAACAGCCUGUGUCUUUACCGGCAUCAUGUUUAUCAUAUAUUGCAUUGCAUUGUCUGAAUUUUCUCAACGAAUUCGCUGCGGAGAACAUGGAAAAGGGACUGACCUUGAUUGCCGUCUCUAUGGUUAUGAGGAAAACAUUUCCUAUAGCUUAGCUAAAGUCGGGGCAGGAGUUGGUGCUAUACUCCUCAUCCUUGCUUUAGUUGAGUUCUUUGUUGCUCUCACUUCAUCAGUUUAUGGCUGUAAUGCUAGCUGUUGUGGUACUACUACUACAGCUGGUGUUGUCCAGGCAAACCAGCAAGUGACUUACCUGAACCAACCAGGGCAGAAUGUUACAGUCCUCAGUUCUUCACAUGGUACGGUUUUACCACCUGGUAGUACUGUCCAGACAUUUACUACUUAUCCUGGACAGCCAAUGGUCUUGCAAACUGGAAAUCCACAGAUGAUUCCUUCUGGUGGGGUGCAGACCUUCCAGAACAGCUACCCAGUACAGCCUGGCAUACAAACUGUGCAACAUUGAAUUAUUUAUGGAUCAUGUUAUUGGUUAUUUAUUUAUUGAAUUAUGUAUUUUUUUAGAUUUGAGUUAUUACUGACAAAGCACAUUUUUUUACUCAAAUACACAAUGAAUAUAAUAAUUGCACAUAUGCACCUUAUAGCCUCCUCCACAAGCAUCUCCUUUAGACUCCUAGGGCUUCCUGUGGAGAGGAGAAUAAACUGAGGGGGAAGGGGAGAGAAAAAAGAAAACAAAAAGAAGAUCCACAGUUCUUCUCUGCCAUAUACUUGACACAGGAACCCCAAUUACUUUCUGGAGAAUAAAAUUAAUAUGGAGUAGCCUGUGGGGAGGCUAUAACUAGGAGAUAAUGACUAUUAAAGUCGAAAAGGUCUAUUAUAAUGUAAUAACAAUACUGCAAUUUAAAAUGUUGUUCACAACCCAAA
Messenger RNA from Actinia tenebrosa (Australian red waratah sea anemone), 1284 nucleotides. RefSeq names its product membrane-spanning 4-domains subfamily A member 8. Gene Ontology annotation, cellular component: membrane. The record is from RefSeq and is a predicted model, not a curated record. Lineage: Eukaryota; Metazoa; Cnidaria; Anthozoa; Actiniaria; Actiniidae.